Messenger RNA from Perkinsus marinus ATCC 50983, 399 nucleotides. RefSeq lists its product as hypothetical. NCBI's taxonomy places the organism in Eukaryota, Perkinsozoa, Perkinsida, Perkinsidae. The transcript has 5 exons. The record is from RefSeq and is a predicted model, not a curated record. The coding region runs from base 1 to 399 and encodes 132 amino acids.
AUGGCUGUGAAUGAUAAUGGUAUCCUUGAUACUGGGGCAGAGUGCAUAUUCAUACCUAUGCAUAGGUAUACUCUUCCUAACCUUAUAAAAGAUCUUGAGACUCGAUCAAGCAAUAUCGGAGACUCGGCCUCGACCUCCACGGGCUUAGACUUCAACAGCGGACAGUCUCACUUCCAGUGCUUGAGAGAUUGGUCUUUCGUUUUGGCAUCCUUAUCUUGUUUUUGGCCGGGAGCCAUCGUUCUUGUCAACAGCAGCAAGUGUAGCAGAGGUCUCCCGCUCCAUAGAGGAUCAAGCGCAGCUCCCAAAAGAUCGUUCACAGUUCUCAACUUGCGGGAGGAUCGGAGCUUGGGGAGAUCUUGUUCACGAGUCACUUCGCUCUUUCUGAAGUUCACGCUGUGA